Messenger RNA from Fusarium odoratissimum NRRL 54006, 1128 nucleotides. RefSeq lists its product as uncharacterized. The coding region runs from base 271 to 885 and encodes 204 amino acids. The record is from RefSeq and is a predicted model, not a curated record. The transcript has a single exon. Lineage: Eukaryota; Fungi; Ascomycota; Sordariomycetes; Hypocreales; Nectriaceae.
GGUGACAGAAUCACUGCCAAGAAGAUGCCAAUCCCUCCCUGUCUCUUCUGGUCUGAUAAAUAAUAGAGAGAGAGUACACGUGGUGAAAGAUGACACGCAUGCCACAGCCAUUCUUCCCUCAUGCUAAUACAUUUCAUCAAGGAAGUGCACUUCAAGGCCAUUUUCAGUAUAAGUAUUCUUGUAUGCCCAAUCUUCUAAAUACUAAUCCUGCAAUCUGUAUCUCAUCGCAACACAUAACUAUUACACCACUGGAUUCAAAUACAGCCCAACAUGACAGCCAUCAACUCAGCGGCAGUCUUCCACCCGAGCAGGGAUUUCCUGCUCUUCUCAGCCGCCGUUGGUCUCCCCCUCAACUUCGUCCGCUUCUGCAUCAUGGUGCGACCCGUUGCACUCUUCACAUUUAUCCUCCUCAUCUUCUCCGCCAUCUUCGGCUUCACCAUGAGACGCCUCCAUCGUCAAGGCGCGCACCUCAAGGCAACGUUUGCCACGCCCAUUACCGACCCGUUGAACUGUCUCAUUGCCGAUGUAUUGAUGGGUAUCCUGUCGCUCUUGACGCUCAGCUUCACGUGGACGCACAACAGGUGGCAGGAUACUGGAGAGACGUUCCUGGUAGCUUAUUCGUCGACACCGUUGAUGUUUAACAUGUUUCUUCAUUUUUAUCUGGCGCUGCUUGUGCUGUUGAGGACAAGCAAGAUGAAGGACAUUGUGAGGGAACUCGUGGGGGAUUUGGUGUCGAGCUCGCCUCAGCCUUGCCCGCACUGUCAUGGUCGACCGGAAUUUCACGAUGAUCAUGAUGAAGAGCAGCCGCUGGUGACGCCUCCUGCUGGAGAUCAUGAGGACACGCAUCAGGGCGGGGCUGGUCCUUCGACCGUCUGGAGUCGAUAGAUGCCGCUAAAUCGAUUUGCUUGGCAUGGCAAAUUCCUUUCAGGAUUACUGCCAAGAAUAUCUAUAGUCAGCACCGCGUAUGGACAACCUUUUGCUCUUCACUACUGGCCAGGACGAUCAGGAGAUUGGAAAAGUGGUAUCAUGAUUUCUAUAUAGCCUCAUCGAUAAUGCCAAAAAACCAUUAGUAUACCCAAUUGACCUCGUUCUCAUUCGUCAACGGAACUGAGGAUAUUGAAGCUCACA